Molecule: messenger RNA, 2395 nt
Organism: Ahaetulla prasina
Lineage: Eukaryota; Metazoa; Chordata; Lepidosauria; Squamata; Colubridae
Gene: RSAD2
Product: radical S-adenosyl methionine domain containing 2
Exons: 6
Coding region: 64-1089 (341 amino acids)
Biological process (GO): defense response to virus; positive regulation of immune response
Cellular component (GO): mitochondrion; endoplasmic reticulum membrane; endoplasmic reticulum
Molecular function (GO): catalytic activity; 4 iron, 4 sulfur cluster binding
Source: RefSeq, a predicted model, not a curated record
AAAGCCGCGGUCUCCCUAUUGAGCGCAGCCAUCCCGAGGCAGAAGCACGGGAGAAGAGGCACCAUGCACUUGCCUCCUCGCAAGUUCUUCCAUCUCCUGCUCCAGGCUCUGGCGGCUCUCUGCAGCCGGCUGGCCCUCCUCUGCUUUUGGGGCCCGCUCCGCCGCAGAGUCUCCCCGAGCUUGCCUCCGGAGCCGGCCGCCAUUCCCCCGCCGGUGCCGCUCAGCGUCAACUACCACUUCACCCGCCAGUGCAACUACAAGUGCGGCUUCUGCUUUCACACCGCCAAGACUUCCUUCGUCCUGCCGCUCCAGGUGGCUAAGAAGGGGCUCCGAUUGCUCAAAGACGCGGGUAUGGAGAAAAUAAACUUCUCAGGUGGUGAACCGUUUCUGCAUGAGCGAGGCGAGUUUGUCGGAAAGCUGGUCCGAUUUUGCAAGGAGGAACUAAAGUUGCGGAGUGUUAGCAUUGUGACCAAUGGCAGUAUGGUUAAGGAGAGAUGGUUCAAAAAUUAUGGGGAAUAUCUAGAUAUUCUUGCUGUAUCUUGUGAUAGCUUCAAUGAAGAAGUCAAUGUUUUAAUUGGCCGUGGGCAAGGAAAGAAAAAUCAUGUUGAAAAUCUUGAAAAACUGAAGAUGUGGUGCCAAAAAUACAAUGUUGCUUUCAAGAUAAAUUCCGUGAUCAAUCGUUUCAAUGUGGAAGAAGACAUGAAUGAGAAGAUCAAAGCUCUAAAUCCUGUCCGCUGGAAGAUAUUUCAGUGCUUGCUCAUUGAAGGAGAAAAUACAGGGGAAGAAUCUCUGAGAGAAGCUGAAAGAUUCAUCAUCAGUGAUGAAGAUUUUGAACGAUUUGUGCACCGUCAUAAAGAUCUCCCAUGCUUAGUCCCUGAAUCUAAUCAAAAGAUGAGAGAUUCCUACUUAAUUCUGGAUGAAUAUAUGCGUUUUCUCAACUGUGUCAAUGGCCGGAAAGAGCCUUCUCGAUCAAUCCUGGAUGUGGGGGUAAAAAAUGCUAUACAAUGCAGUGGCUUUGAUGAAAAUAUGUUCUUCAAGCGAGGUGGCAAAUAUGUCUGGAGCAAAGCAGACAUGGCACUGCAGUGGUGAUCCAACUUGUUAUUUGCUGGAAACAUCUGCAAGCACAAACUGUACUCAUUUUACUCUCCUCUUCGGAGAAAGAUGCUUAAUGUUUUUUUGGGGUUUUUUUUGAAAGACACCGUCCUGCAUUCUAGAUACCAGAGGUGGAUGCUAUGUCAAUGCUGCUUUUAUGCAAAAAUAAAGUGUCAUAUUUUGUUCACAAACAAUGAAUUGUACCAGCACAGAACGUGCUGGCUUUAGAAAGAUACUUGUCCAAUAGUCAAACAUGCAAUACUGGGAAACGAGACGUUGGCUGCUGCCUUAUUGUAGGAUUGCAGAGAUGAAUUUUGAAAUAUUUAAUGCCAGUAGGAUGCAUCUAUGUAAAAGUGGGUAAAAAAGAUUAUAAUUGUCUUUUUUCAACAUACAAAUGGAUCAAUACCAAUUUAUAUAUGUAAGGUCAGUAUAAUUAAACUAAAAUUUUGGGACAAAUUAUCAGCAAAGAGAAGGUACAGCAGAAGACUAAGUUGCCAUGGUUAUCACAAGUGCAUUGCUGAAAAUAAAAUCAAUCCAAUUUUCAAACUCAGUUGGUAAUUUUCAGGUGACCCAAAGCUGCCUUUAAAGUUCUCCUAGAAAGCAUAAGAGUAGGAAGAUAAAAUAGAGGCGGGGUGAAAUCCAGCAGGUUCUGACAGGUUCUGGAGAAUUGGUAGCGGAAAUUUUGAGCAGUUCGGAGAACCGAUAGUGGAAAUUUUGAGUAGUUCAAAGAACUAACAAAUACCACCUCUGGCUGGACCCAGAGUGGGGUAGGAAUGGAGAUUUCGCAGUAUCCGUCUCCUGCCACACCAAGCCACACUACAUACACCAAGCCACGCCCACAGAACCAGUAGUAAAAAAAAAUUGGAUUUCACCACUGAAUAGAGGCCAAUGUGAGAAGGGCUAUCCGGGGUCAGUACUAUUUGCAUUUUUCUAAGUUACUUUUGUUUGUGGGUGUGGAAUGUGAGUUUCGUUUGCAAUACUGCAGAAAGUCAAUUUUAGACCUUUUCUGUGAUUCUUACCUCAAAAUACCAUGUAAAAAUGUAGCACUGACUUCUGCAACUUAGUUUGCAAAUUCUAGAAGUGAAACAAGAGGGUUCCAAGGACUUCUGAUUUCGACUUCUAUCGGUUUUUUUUUAACAGAAUUUACUUAUGACUAAUGAUGGUCAAUAUAUCUUUGGAAUAAUCUGCAAAAAAUAAAAGAAGAUAUGUUUUAUUUUGUGAUAUGGUUUUAUGGUUCGUAUUGUUUUUAUUGUUUUAUAUCUUUUUUUUUUGCUGUUUUCAUAUUGUUUUUAACUUUGUGAGC